UGUGAGAGGAAGAAAUGGCGCGUCCCGCCAGGAGGACGCCCAAGAGGCCGUCAUCUAGAGAUAGAGCCGCCGAUAAAAAGGAUGAAAAGCAGCGCAUGAGUGGAGCGGAGAGAUCGGCGUACUUCGCCCGAAGAGAGGCAGCGAAGGUGUUGAGGAUAGUUCUUCGGGGUGACGCUCAACGCCGAGCCGUUGCUUCCAUCAAGUCGCUAAUAUAUAGGCCUUCCGUCAGAAACAAGAAGGGAACCUUUGCUCUCGUUUGUCAGACGCUUAAACACCUACCUGUCAUCAAAGAGAUCUUGGGCGCUUCUUCACUCUUGAACAGCAAGUGGAAGAGACAAGAAGAAUUGAUAUACAUUGUCGUUUACGAUAUUCUUUUUGGUCAGGCAGUCUCAUUGGUUGGCGACGUAGAGAAGUUUCUCUCUCGUCACAAAGAUGUCCUACAGUCAACUCUAAAACAGCUUCUGUUACGGAGAAAAGUGACGAGCAUUAAACAAUUGGUUGCGCUGUAUGAAGUACCUGAUAUUUCUUUACCUCGUUAUGUUCGCGUCAAUACACUUAAACUGGAUGUUGAUUCUGCCUUGCUCGAACUGAGCAAAAAGUACACGGUUAAAAAGGAUGAAUUGCUGCCUGACUUGCUAGUACUCCCGUCAGGCACUGAUUUGCACGAUCAUCCCCUUGUCAAGAAUGGAGGAAUCUUUUUGCAGGGUAAGGGCAGUUCCAUGGUAGCGCCAGCCCUUGGCCCUGAACCAGGAUGGGAGGUUCUUGAUGCAUGUGCAGCUCCUGGGAACAAAACUGUCCACCUUGCUGCGCUUAUGAAGAGAAAGGGCAGGGUUAUAGCAUGUGAACUGAAUAAAGGGAGGAUCAAACGUUUGAAAGAGACCAUAACACUCUCUGGUGCUUCCAAUAUUGAAGUUCUUAAUGAGGAUUUUUUGAACAUAAAUCCCAAGGCUCCUCCGUAUUCUAAGGUGCGUGCUAUUCUUUUGGAUCCCUCAUGCUCUGGUUCUGGAACUGCUUCUUCAAGACUAGACCACUUGCUCCCUUCAAAAGCAGCAGGCCAGGAUUUUGAUAUGGAAAGAUUGAACAAGCUUGCCAGUUUUCAGAGGAAAGCUCUUCAACAUGCAUUCUCCUUUCCCGCAGUUGAGAGAAUUGUCUAUAGUACAUGUUCUAUCAAUCAAAUCGAGAAUGAAGAUGUCAUCAUAUCUGUUCUUCCCAUGGCUGAAUCAUAUGGGUUUCACCUGGGGACCCCGUUUCCCCAAUGGCAGCGCCGUGGGCUUCCAGUGUUUGAAGGCUCUGAACAUCUGCUUCGGACAGACCCGGCUGUGAAUGGCGAAGGAUUCUUCAUUGCUUUGUUUGCCAGGAAGGGUGCAGGGUCGCAUAAAGAAGACAUAAGAGCUAUUAGUAACAAUUACACUACAACAAUAACCCUUCGUAAAAGGAAAUAUAGAUUGCCUUGUAUUCAUACUAACAUGUUCAGGUGGAUAUAUCAUCAGCUCAGUCGGCGGGGAUAGAGACGAGAACCGAGUUUUCCACAUGAAGAGGGGCUUAAUGCCACAAAUUUUCCUCUUCACCAGGAUUUAGGUUUUAUAACGCCUUGAUGGCCUUACAAUUUUGGGAUCGAGAUUCAGAACGCGCAAAUUCAAGCAGAUACUGGUGGGAUGCCCUCCGAGCCAGAAAUGCCAUUGUGCAUUAUGGUCUUCCCAAGAAUGUAGAGACAGAAGCCACCUUCUGUCCCUUCGUUUUGAUUUGCUACCCUUAUCCGACUCUUCAGGAUGAUAUGUUUUGCCGUCAAGGUUUUUUCCCUUGGAUUUAAUUACAUGCCAUUUAAGUUUUCGUGAGUUCAGAAUUAUAAACAUGUACCAUCUCCUGGGCCAGUUGAAGUCACCUUUCCUUCGAGUUUUUCGUUCGUGGUUGUGAUCCUGCUCCUUAUUCUGUAGAACGAACAUGUUUUGCAUC
Messenger RNA from Neltuma alba, 1953 nucleotides. RefSeq names its product probable 28S rRNA (cytosine-C(5))-methyltransferase. Lineage: Eukaryota; Viridiplantae; Streptophyta; Magnoliopsida; Fabales; Fabaceae. Gene Ontology annotation, molecular function: RNA methyltransferase activity. Gene Ontology annotation, cellular component: nucleolus. The record is from RefSeq and is a predicted model, not a curated record. Gene Ontology annotation, biological process: rRNA base methylation. The transcript is spliced from 13 exons. Bases 15 to 1508 code for a protein of 497 amino acids.